Messenger RNA from Miscanthus lutarioriparius, 756 nucleotides. Lineage: Eukaryota; Viridiplantae; Streptophyta; Magnoliopsida; Poales; Poaceae. The record is from the annotation of a GenBank genome assembly.
AUGGACUCGCGCGCCGUAGACGGCGCAGGCGGGGGUCCCGACGCCUCCUCCCCGGCCGAUCCGCCGAUCCCCGAGGCCGAUCCGGCCGCGGGAGCGAUGGACGCGUGCCUCCCGGCGGACCUGCUUCGCGCCGUGCUGCAGAGGCUGCCGCCGAUCGACCUCGCGCGGUCCGCCUGCGUCUGCCGCGCGUGGCGCGCGGUUGCCUCCGACCGCGCCGUGCUCGAGGCCGCCUUCUGCGCGCCCUGGGGCGUGCGGCGCGUCGUCGGCGAGCCGGCGACGGGGGCCUUCUGGCGAGCCGCCUCCCUCGGGAGAUUCGCGCUGUCGCAUGCCGUCCGCCGCGGGGAUACUGUCCCCGGCGUCGCUCUGAAGUACUCCGUGCAGAUGACAGAUAUCAAACGAUUCAACAACAUGAUGAGUGACCAUGGCAUCUACUCGAGGGAGAGGCUUCUGAUUCCGAUCAGCAACCCAGAAAUCCUUAUGGGCAGCACCUGCUACAUCGAGAUGGACCAUAAUGCCAAGAGAGAGGUUGCAAUCUUUUACCCUGAGGGACGCCCAGGUGGCAAAACUGAAUCCGUGGCAAGCAUUGUUGCUGCAGAGAGGCGAAGCCAAAGGAUUCUCGAGUCGGUGAGGCGGAGCCUGCACGUCGACGAUGGGACUGCUGCGUACUACUUAUCUGUUACUGAAGGUGAUCCGAGAGCUGCCAUGAUGGAGUACUCUGAGGACCUGAGGUGGGAGCAGCAACGCGCAGGGCGGUAG